Planococcus citri (citrus mealybug) is the source of this 1484-nucleotide messenger RNA. RefSeq lists its product as uncharacterized. Gene Ontology annotation, molecular function: microtubule plus-end binding; microtubule plus end polymerase activity. Gene Ontology annotation, cellular component: centrosome; microtubule plus-end; spindle pole. The transcript is spliced from 6 exons. Gene Ontology annotation, biological process: establishment or maintenance of microtubule cytoskeleton polarity; centrosome duplication; mitotic spindle organization. The coding region runs from base 131 to 1393 and encodes 420 amino acids. The record is from RefSeq and is a predicted model, not a curated record. Lineage: Eukaryota; Metazoa; Arthropoda; Insecta; Hemiptera; Pseudococcidae.
GAUUUUUUACAUGACUAAUAGAACGUGAAUUUUUUGCGAAAAGCAGAACUUUUCGUUACCUGUAGGUAAUUAGAAGUCAUUUCUUAUCAGUGCACCUGGCUCAGCCCGAACACAAAUAAAGGAUAAUAUAAUGUUACGGGCCAAAAUUUUCUCAACCGUGCUUAAUCCUUACUUAACCAUGAGUAAUGUUAACAGACAUUCUCUACAGGAAUUGGACGCUGAUUUUAACAAAGUCAAAUCAGAAAAACCCACCGUUCAACGCUACCUUCGGUCUCAGCAAACUACACAAUCAAAAUUUGCCCAAAACGAUGACGAAGAUAUUUAUCACGACGCUUUAGAAGCAGAAGCUAUCGAUUCUACUUCUACUCCAGCAUUCGGUCAGGCAGUUGAUAUUUUAUCUCAACUUCCGAAACACUUUUACAAAAAAAUCGUGGCUAAAGAAUGGCAAGAACGAAAGGAAACAUUGAAUGCAUUGGAACAACUUUUAACAAAUGCCCAUAAGCUAGCAAGUGGCAAUUAUGAAAAUCUAAUCAACGCUUUAAAGAAAUGUAGUGUAGAAGACAUGAACUAUAAAGUAAUUUCAACUGCAGCCAAUUGUUUAGUAAUGUUGAUUGACAAAUUAAUGGAUUCUCCAGGGUUCAACGAAAAGACAUGCGUGUUGGCUGAACCAACGAAAGAUACUAAAAUGGAAAAGGGUAUCAAAAGCAGUAGAAAAUACUCCACUUGUGAGUUAUCAGAAAAAAAUCCUUCCAUUGUCUUAACGGCUGAAGGUAAUAGUAAAAGGACUUGCAAUGACCCGAUUUGUUAUAUUGAAAAACUACAAUUGAGGAUUGCAAUGUCAGAGAUCGCUAUUGAUUCUUCCAAUGAUACUGAAACAAAAUUGAAGAAAAUGACUGAAAAGCACGAAGACGUUGUGAUGACUUUAACCAUUCGACACCAUUUUGAAAAGAUGGAAUUGCGGUAUUGGUUGCGAAUUGGCAGAACCGUAGAAACUUUUGACGAUCCGACCAUUUCAGCAAGAAGUCGAUGGGUGGACAUUUUGACAUCGUUGGAAGAAGCUAAACAAUGGAUAGAUAAAUAUAAGAAGGUUUUACAAAAAGGAUGUGUAAAACCGUUAUGCACUUCUGAUCCUAGAAUCAUUCAGAAUUUAGCAGAUGUUAUAAUGAUUCUGUAUGAGAAUUUGUCCCAUUUCAUCCAUAUAUUUAAAGAUAACGCAGUGACGUUUGAUAGGUGCAGAUAUAUGACGGAAUCGCCUUUGCAUAUAUUCGUUACUGAAGAAAUUUUCAAGAUAAAUAUAAAGGAUGUUCGCGAAAAACGUGGAAAAAUAAAUGUCCACUAUGGAAAAGAUUAUCUUCAAUUACGUGAAGUGAUAUUUGAGGUGAAUCGGUACUGAUAUGAUAGUUUAAUUUAUUUUAGUCAAUUUUAAAGCUGUCGUAGCUUUUAUUCCUAUGUUAUUUUCAACAUAAUACAGUCCUAUGUUUUUA